Molecule: messenger RNA, 872 nt
Organism: Perkinsus marinus ATCC 50983
Lineage: Eukaryota; Perkinsozoa; Perkinsida; Perkinsidae
Exons: 8
Coding region: 88-855 (255 amino acids)
Source: RefSeq, a predicted model, not a curated record
CUCGAUGCUUUCGCUACUCUCCGUCUAACAGUAGACCCUCAGCCUUUGAUCGAUGCAGCGACGGCCAGAAUCGAAGAGUUCACCCCAAUGCAGCUCGUCUCUGUUUGCUGUAGUCUGGCCAGAUUGAACAUACCCAACUUGAGUAUAAUCUCUAGGAGUGCUGAAGUGAUAUGCGAGAUGCUUCCUGAACAUCGGGACGAAGUCUUUGGUCAUGGACAAGACGUUGCUAUCGCCAUUUACUCAUUCGCUAAACUGAGAGCCUUGACCAAUCCCUCGCUAUGGCCCACCCUUCUGUCGUUGUUCCAUCACACAGUGGAUGGUAUGGUCGCAGCUCACCUCACAAUGUGUGUCACAGCCUUCAAGAGGGUUCGUGUCCAGUUAACGCCAUCUCUCGUCGCUGCAUUGAAUCGUCGAGCUAUGAAAGUGAUGGCGGAGUUCUCCGCUACGGGUUUGGCCUUGUUUCUGCGCGAUGUAGAGGUCGUGUCUGAAUCAUUGCUGUCCCGUGUGGUAAUGCAUCUACCAAGGCUACUCGAGAGUGCUAGUGCUGAGGAUGUGGCUGUACUCGUCAGGGAAGGCCUCCUCUCUGUUACAACUGCUCGGCCUCCUCCACUGGCCGUCCUUGAUGUACUACGCCCCUUCAUAAUACAGUUUGCAGGGAGCUUCACUGAUGUCCAGCGGUUGGGUAUAGUCGAGAGCUUAUUACAUCAUCACGGUGAAGAGGAGUCUGUGGUGGAAGUAUUGGAUACCUUCCGUAUGGUGGGGUACGUAGAUCCAACAUCGAGGGGCCUUUCAGUAUCUGAGAAGAUUAUCACCAUCGAGGAUGGUCCGGCUGUUGCCCAGCCUUUGUUGGCAUGAUGCAUCGUGAGUUUCUG